GGGACAAAAACAUCACUCAGUGCCUGAGCCUCACAGUCUCUGACUCUGACUCUAGCUGCAUUUUAGACAGUUAUUUCUGGUGUACUCGUGGCGACAUGAGCGGAAGAGUUGGAGACCUGAGCGUGAAACAAGCCGAAGCUUUGGCCCAGUUUCGAGAAAAGGUUCAGGAUAUUCUGCCCCAGUGUCCAUCCCAGAGUGACCAAUUUCUGCUGCGAUGGCUGAGAGCCAGGAAUUUCAAUCUACAGAAAGCCGAGGCCAUGCUGCGCAAGCAUGUGGAAUUUCGGAAAUACAUGAAAGUUGACACCAUCACUACGGAAUGGCAGGUGCCAGAGGUAAUAGAGAAGUAUCUGUCUGGUGGCAUGUGUGGCCAUGACCGUGAAGGGAGCCCAGUGUGGUAUGAUGUCGUCGGACCCAUGGACCCUAAGGGUCUGAUGCAUUCAGCGUCUAAGCAGGACUUAAUCAAGUCUAAAGUCAGAGACUGCGAGAUUCUGCAGAAAGAGUGCGACUUACAGACCGAACGGUUGGGUAGGAACAUUGAGUCCAUUACUAUGGUCUAUGACUGUGACGGUCUGGGAAUGAAGCACUUAUAUAAGCCGGCUAUAGAGACUUAUGGAGAGGUUCUCACUAUGUUUGAAGAUAACUAUCCAGAGGGACUCAAGAGAUUAUUUGUCAUUAAAGCUCCCAAACUGUUUCCUGUGGCUUACAAUCUGGUGAAACAUUUUUUGAGUGAGGACACUCGCCGUAAGGUCAUCGUACUGGGGUCAAACUGGAAGGAGUUGUUACAGAAAUACAUCGACCCUGAGGAGCUCCCAGCGUACUAUGGGGGCAAACUCACCGACCCUGAUGGUGACCCUAAAUGUAAGACCAUGAUUACGUUUGGAUCAGAGAUUCCCAGGACCUACUAUGUUCGAGACUCCAUUAAAGUGGACUAUGAUCAGUGUGUGACUAUUGGCCGUGGCUCAUCUCAUCAGGUGGAAUAUGAGCUACUUGCCCCAAACUGUGCAUUAAGAUGGCAGUUCUCGUGUGAUGGUGCCGAUGUAGGUUUUGGUGUCUAUUUGAAGAAGAAGAUAGGAGAUUGGAUGAAGGCCAGUGAUAUGAAGGAAAUUGUGCCGAAUCAACGUUACAACGCUCACCUUGUUCCAGAGGACGGAUCGCUCACCUGCCCAGAACCAGGAGUGUAUGUACUGCGAUUUGACAACACGUACAGCGUCUUUCAGUCCAAAACAGUCAGCUUCACAGUGGAGGUCCUCCUACCUAGUCAGGUCAACCAAUCAGAGCGUUAGAAAUGAUUGCAGCAAGCAAGCCGCCACGCCAGUAAAUUGAGAUUGUAAAACUGUUUAGAAACUAUUGCUCUGAAUACAGUAUAUCUGCUGUAGUUAAUAAAGGAAAUUACAAUAAUGAAGCUACUCAUGGGAAGAGGAGAGUAUGUAAUUGAACUGACCAAUCACGGCAUUAAAAUGGUGGGAUGAAAUUUGAGCUCUAGUGAUCGUCCAUCAACGUAUCUGGAUCCUGACUUCAAUGCCAGUGUUAUUCUUUACAUUUGUUUCUCUAAGAUGCAGCUGUUAUCAAGUUGAUUUGCCAUAUAUUAACCAAGUGUUAUCGUUGAACUUAUCAUUGAACUGUGGUUUAUUAAGUGUAAUAACUGUGCUGCAAAUUACUAGACUGCAACUGUCUUGGUACACAUUAUUUGAGCUUGCCCUUCUCUGCCCUCUUUAUCAUUGCCUUGUUGGUAUUUUAGCUCUUUAAAUGAAUUCCUUUUGAUAAUUAAUUAGUUUAGAUAAUGAGUCUGCACACUUUUUUUUCUCAGAAUUUAUUAAGAGGUUAAAUUAUUAUAUACUUUUGUUUAUGUUAUUGACGCACAAUCUGGAAUCCUUUUGAAAUAUAUUGUUUACAAAGAGCAUUUGGCUUGAUUCAGAGUAUGAUGUUGCUGUUUUUUAAUCUUUUUUUAUUAUAAUUUAACUUAUGAUUGCCUUUAAUUCUAAUUAAUGUUGUAAACUUUUGGUUAGUAAUGAGUUUUACCUCAGGUUCUUGUGUUUACAGUAACGUGUCCGUAUUUGAAUCCAGCAACAUGCAUCUGUUUUGUCCAUGUCUUUCUAUGAUGACCACAUUUUAUUUUGUUCGAUUUGCAUGUCCUUUUAAUAUUGAUGAAAUUUAUGAGUGAUAUUGUAUAGAUUUUUGAUUCAUUUACUAAAUAA
Rhinichthys klamathensis goyatoka is the source of this 2195-nucleotide messenger RNA. It is a transcript of the gene sec14l8, whose product is annotated as SEC14-like lipid binding 8. NCBI's taxonomy places the organism in Eukaryota, Metazoa, Chordata, Actinopteri, Cypriniformes, Leuciscidae. The record is from RefSeq and is a predicted model, not a curated record. The transcript is spliced from 12 exons. The coding region runs from base 96 to 1283 and encodes 395 amino acids. Gene Ontology annotation, cellular component: cytoplasm.